CCACUCGCUGCCGGGGGCGCUCUAUGCACAGGUCCCUGCGGGAGGGCGGCCAGGGAGCCCCCCAUUCCAGCUGGGGGGCGCACCGGCUCCAGGAGCCCGCUGCCCCUCCCCUCGCAGGACGCCGCGAGCGGCAGGAGGCGGAGGAGGGCGCCGCUGCACGCCUCGCUCUGCGCCUCUCCCGGCUGCGGGGCCGCCAUGUCUCCGCUGCGCUGGGGCGCUUGGCUGCUGCUGCUCGCCGGCCCCGCAGCCUCCUCCGCCAGCCCGGCCGACGAGAGCGGCGGGGCGCGGGGAGGGGGCCGCGGGGACGGGGAGCGGGGGGCCCGCGACGAGCCGCAGCGGCAGCAGCACGAUUCCUCGUACGGCACCUUCGCCAGCGAGUUCUACGACCUGCGCUACCUCUCCGAGGAGGGUUACCCUUUCCCUACUGCUCCUCCUGUGGAUCCAUUUGCAAAAAUUAGAGUGGAUGAUUGUGGAAAAACCAAGGGAUGCUUUAGGUAUGGUAAACCUGGAUGUAAUGCAGAGACUUGUGACUAUUUUCUCAGUUAUCGUAGAAUAGGAGCUGAUGUAGAGUUCGAGUUGAGUGCUGACACUGAUGGCUGGGUGGCAGUAGGAUUUUCCUCAGACAAGAAAAUGGGUGGAGAUGACGUCAUGGCUUGUGUUCACGAUGAUAAUGGAAGGGUCCGAAUACAGCACUUUUAUAAUGUUGGUCAGUGGGCUAAAGAGAUCCAGAGAAAUCCAGCUAGAGAUGAAGAAGGGAUUUUUGAAAACAACCGUGUGACUUGUCGAUUUAAACGUCCUGUGUAUGUUCCCAGAGAUGAAACUAUUGUAGAUCUUCACUUGAGCUGGUACUAUUUGUUUGCUUGGGGUCCAGCAAUUCAGGGUUCUAUAACUCGGCAUGACAUAGACUCACCGCCUGUAUCAGAGCGUGUUGUCAGUAUUUACAAGUAUGAAGACAUUUUUAUGCCAUCAGCUGCCUAUCAGACCUUUUCUUCUCCAUUCUGUUUGCUUCUUAUUGUUGCACUGACCUUUUAUUUAUUGAUGGGAACCCCAUGAUCACAGCUGGAUAUGUAUGGAAGAUAGUGAGAAUUUGUUAGUGAGAGUUCCUCAGGAUGGAUGAAUUUUCUGUUGGAAUUCAUAUCACAUGAUCGUCUAGCUGCUUUGUUGACAAUUUCAUCUUCUCAGCAAGGAAAUAACCUCUCCUUUGAGCAGUAAUGGUGUGCCAAAUAAUUAAGAAUAAUCAAGGAGCAAGUAACAAACCACUUCCAGUGUAACUACUAGUUGUUUAAUGAAAAAUACUUUUGUAAAAUGUGUGUGUGUGUGUUGGGGGGAAUUUAGUAAUGGACAUAUAGAAUCAAAUUAUUUAAUACACAGUUUCCUUCAAUUCAAGAACUAAACGUUGGGGAAAUAUUGUCUGUUAAAUACUUGUGGUGCAGAUAGCACACCUGUAAGUGCAGUUUCUGAACUCAAAGUCAGGGUACUGUCACAGCACCGCUGUUUAAUAAGGACUGCUUUGUGAUAAUGGGCUUUCAGCUCCCAAAAUACUUUGAAUUUGACAAAAGCAACUCACAGGUCUAAAUGGUUCUGGUGCUUUCCAAAACCAGAAAAUGCUUCACAUUCCCAGUACAAACAAAAUUAAACUUUCCAUUGCAGAAUUCUAAUAAUUCUCUGUACUAUAAAAAUAAUUCUUAGACACAGCCAUACUUAAGAAGACAUAGCUAAGCUUUUUAUUAAUGAGAGAUGAUGCUAUAUAAACAAGAAAAAAGAAAAUUAAUGCUGAUAUAAAUUCUUCAUGAUACAGAAAAAUGCCUAAAAGUAUAUAGACUACAGAAGCCCCUGCAAGCCAUAAGACAUCUUCCAGUAGGCAAAGUAAGUUUCUUUUUUUAUGAAAAAAUGUUAUUUAGAUGUAAACGUCUUUUAAACAGCUGUUUUGCAGUAACCAUAAAGUGUCUGUUCUCACCUUGCUAUCUGCCCUAAAUUCCAUUCAUGUUAAAGAUGAGCAGGAGCAGCAGCUCAUUGUUCCCAGAGCAAUGCAAACAUGAUCUAUGGUACUAAUAUGAAAAUAUGGGAAUAAAUAAAAAGAGCCUUAAAUUCAGUUCCAUCAGAAUCAUAGGUAAAAUCAUAUUUAUCCAAUGAGGAAAAAGACAAUUCAACCAUGAAAAUAGAUUUGAAUUUUCUAACCUUCAAAGCAGUAUUACAAAAAGGGAAAGAAAAUAGUUAAGUGUUAUUGUAAAUGGGAGUGGCAGAAAUGUAUCAAAUGAAGAAUAGAUCACAACUUAUUCUAAAAUGUUUUGGGUUAUUGCUGUACAUUUUUACUGUCUACAUGAUAGGAAAUUUAUGAUUACCUUAAACAGGGAAGCAGCUGUCUCUUAAAUACCUGAUCUUGCAGAUAACACAUGCACAAAUCUUCCAUCCACUCAAAUGGGAGUUCUGCAUGCUUUAGGGUUGCAGGUUCAGUCCCUAAGUUAUACUAUGUAUUAGGCUGUUGUACAAAGAGUACACAGCGCUUGACAUGUUUGAGAACUCUUUAGCGCUGUGUACUUGUAGAGUGUCUUAUUUGAGAUGAUGUUUCCAUCUUAGUUAUUGCAUGGUGAGGUAAUAAGAAAAAAAAUAAUUGGAGUUUUGUAAUUUGUGCAUUAUUACUCACAGUAUAAAAUUCAAAGGUUGAUUUUUUUAAGGCUUUGCAUUCCUCGAAACUGUGUGCUUAAAGUAUGUAAAUUUUCAGUUUAAAUGGUUAUUUACCUCCCUAGCAAGCAUUUUGUCCGUAUUUAAAAUUGCAACAUUUGUUUAAAAAAAGGAGUAUUAAUUAGAAAAGUUUACACUUUAAAGUGCUUCAUAAAUAGUGACUUUAUCUUAGUGCAUUUCAGUAAGUGAAUCCUCUAUACCUGAUUAACCAACUAAUUAAAUAUGUGAUAUAGUUGUAGUGGGUCAGAUCCUUGUCCCUGAUAGGGUCUGCUUUGUGGAACUCUGGGAGCAAAUCAUAGCCUUAAUGUGUUCUAAGCAGACAGCUGAGAUUCUUCUGGUGUAGCAGAAUCCUUUGAUGGCAUAGAUCUGGGUAGCUGGCUCUAUGCCAUAGUCUCUAACACUGGAGAGAAGAAUGUGGUCAAAGCAUGCUGUGUGUCCCAUGUGCUGCUUAAAUUACAGCAGGGAGCCUGUUCAGCUCCCAGCCCAUGGCCAGUUUUACUACCAGCAUAAGUUAAAGCAGUCUCAGGCCUGCUCUAAUUUAGAGGCACUUACAGUAGCCCACAAGGGGCUGUUCCAGCAGCUAUAGAUUACUGGAGCAUAACACAAACCUAUCUUUGCUCUCCUGCCUCCACUUGACUCCUGCUCGCCCUCAAAAUUGAGGUCAGUAUAUACAAAGACAGUAAAAAUAACACUAAGAUACAAAGAGAUUUAAUCAGCCUGACAAAAGUAAACAGAUUCAGAGCUGAGGCUAAACCUUUGCACUUAUUGUAUUCCUUUGUGUCAUGCUCGUGGAGAAUAUACACUAUUUCAGAUUACAGAGCUUUCAGGGCUGGUGGCUGAGCCUAUGCCAUACAUUAAGGCAAACUUCACUUUUGCCUUCACUUUCAGAUUCUGUUUUUGUGAGUUAAAGUUCACCCUUUACCUGAGAUUAAUGUAUUUUUUUUGGUUGUACUUUCCUUUUGUUCAGAUAUUAGUAGCAGUUUGCACUUUUAUAGCACCAAGGAUCUCAAAGUGAUUAGCUGGCCCUAUUUAGCCUUCCUUAAUAAUAGAGAAAAAUACAGCAAGUCUACCAAAAAAAAAAAAAGAGAGAGAGAGAGAGAGAGAAACUAUACUACUCUUCAGCUUUUCAACUGAUGUUUGAGUUUGUAUCUAUUAAUUAUUAUUCUACUAUACCAUAAUUUUACAUACUUUACUGAUAUUAAAAAGGCAUAAUCCCCGCCCCCAAAAAUUUAAUGUUCAAGGGGGGAUGGAAGAGGGUUUAAGGAGAGUGGAAGGCUACAAACAGCCAUUGAGGAUUAGAGGUAUGAGAGUGGAUAAUAGUGGAAAAGUAGAACUGCUUGGCCAAGAACAGAGCAGAAGGAAGAAAGAACAAGCCUAUAUGGAAGAAAGUUGGCAAGAUCAUGGGACUUUCUCCAUGAGCAUCUCUACAGAGCAGGAGCAGAGAUAAUAAAGGUGAGGAGAGAAACAAGGCUGGGAACUUAAUAUAUAUUCUGUAUUGGAAAGAUAUUAUCUAUAGCAAAGUCCCCUUUUCACUACAGCAUCACUGCAAUCUUGCUUCCUAAAUGGAAGGUGUCUCCUACUACCGAAUAACAGAGACUUCUGGCAAUGCCUAUCACCCACCCUCUCCCCCAAGUCAGAAUAGGGUACAUGGUAGUUAAAGUAGCACCAGGUUGGAAAUGAAACAUCAGAAGCAACCCAGUUUCAGAAUUUUCACCAAGUAAAGUUGCUUGGACUGCUAAUAUUUGGAGAGGACAGGAAAAGGGUGAAACUGCAGCAACGCUGUAAUUAGGUUUGGAAGGAUUAGAUUUUUAACAGUAAAUGUAAAUAAACAUUGAUUUCAACACACACCCAGAAACCAACAAAAAAUAUUUCCAUUUAUGAUAACUGAAAUUUGCAGAUAGGCAAAAUUCAGCUUGAACGCUUGUUAGAGUUUGAUUUAAGGAUAUGUACUUUGUAUAUUUUGAAGUGGUGAUGUUGAUAAUUUGUGUUAAUGGUUAUAAAGUUUUAACAUUUUGAAUUUCCAAUUCUGCUGCCAUUAAAUAAUUGUCUCCCUCCCCAUAAUUUCCCAAAACUGUGAAAAUUUAAAUCAAAUAAAAGUGGGGCAAAAAUGCUUUAACUCUAUAAUUGUGCACGACUGUGAACAUUGAAAAAAAUACUUCAAAAUAAACAUCAAUAUUAUCAGUCAGUUAUAAUACAAAAUUGAAGUCUGCCAAGCCUAACUAUAACAGAGAGGAAAGGUCUGAACUUUAGUGAAAUUUGACUCUUGAUAUAAUACCUCUUUAGUAGUAACUGAGCAUGCCCCGUAACUGUUUCUUAUAUGUUGUUGUUUUAAAUACUAAAAAGCAGUAGUUAGUCCCUGAUAUGAUGAAGUACUGUAAACUUGCUUUACAUUUUUUAUUGCUUGUGGAGGGUGCCCUGGAAACUAAAGUCCUCUUUACCCACAGAAGCUGUAUGCAGCAAUGCAUGCUUCUUCAUACCUCCCUAACUAAUGUGUAUCAACCCCGACCAGGAGAGUCAAUCUCUAGGGAGAGGAUAGUUUAGUCUCCAUACCAAAUCAUUUCUUAGCCUACUUACUGAGAUUACUAAUGAAUUGGCCAUUAAAGAACAGUUUCAAAAGGCUUCCAUUUUGUGUACGAGGUGAAUUAAUUGUAUAGUUACCUGGCACACAUGCACAAAUGCAGGCACAGGAACGUGCAUGGAAAUUUUGCGUGUACACAAUUAGGAGGCCUUUGGAAAUAUGGCCCAGAUUGGUCUUUUCCAACAUUAUCUGUAUAACCAACAAAAGGCAUUAGUUACCACCUGGGACCAUGUAUCUGUAUAAAAAAAUUUUUUUUUAGCUGUGAGUUCUGCUUAUUAUGUUAAUCAUAGUGUUACCUUGUGCUCCCUUUGUCCAUCUUCACCUGUUGCCUCUCAUUUUAUACAUAGAUUGUAAGCUCCUUGGAGCAAGAAUCAGAUUUUUGUUACGUAUGUACAGUGCCUGGUGCAAUGGGACCCUGCCUCCUCCACGGGGGCCUCUAAAUGCUACCACCAGACAAAUAAUAAAUAUAAUAAUUUGGCCUGUUUUUCCCAGAAAGAAAGAAUGAGAUAGGAAAGAGAGAGAAAAAGAAGAGGGAAGGGAAGCACAGCUGAAGACUCCCUUUUUACUUUCAUAAAAACAUAUAAUCUCAUACAGUUUGUUUAUAGUAGAAAAGGUCUUAAAACCUAAAUUACAACAUUACAAACUAAACAGUAUUACUGAUUUUAUGAAGUAUUUAAAUAGAGGGUAAUUCAGUUACCCAAAAUUCAAAAGCAGAAUAACCCUGUUUUCAUACUCGAAAGAAACUGUAGUGGGGAAAACUCUGCCUCUUCUCGUCCCACUCCUCCCCGCCACACACACUUGCUUUGCUGCACUCCAGUGGUACAAAGGGAUAAGAGACAUUUAACUCCCCUGUUAUGGUUAUCCCUAUCUUUAGGAUGUCCCCAGCUGAUGUAAAUGUAGCAGAGCUGUCAUUCAUUUAUGUCACCCUCUGCACAAUCACCACCAUAUGGUGGGGGAUGAGGGGAGUGAAUGGAACAUGAUGUGCUAACAGCUAAUCUUUUUGAGACCAUUGCAAACUGAUACAGGUUAAAGAAGCACUCAGGCUGAGCAAAGAAUCAGGAUCUGCAACCACCUUUCAGCAGAACCCAGAAUAAUUUAGAUGCAGCAGAUAUUAUAGCUGUUAUGUGAUAAAUCCAGUGCAAAUUUAGCACAGAGUUGGCUGCUUAAUAAAAUUACAAUUCAUUUGUUUAUGUAAAAGGUCCAGCAUAGAAACCUUGGGAUUGCCAUACCAGAUCAGACUAAUACCAGUAUCCUGUCUUUCAUCGUGGCAAUUAUAGAUGCUUCCAUGUUAAGGCUACCCAGAUCAUGGUUUGAAGUCCUUGCUGGACCUCAGCCUGUGCUGCUUAUGCUGCUCCCAGUCAUUGUGGGCAAGUGAGUGGAGAGACUGUGGGGAAGUAGAGUGAGCCAAAUGUGCCUCCUCCCCCUAUUUCCCAGCAAUGUACCAGACAGCAGAGCGGGUGAGUGCAAGGCAGAAUGUAAGCUGUGUCCCUUUCAGAGCUCUCUCAUCUCCUCAGCUCUCUUCCAGGGAUAGUGCAAGUAUGCCUCCCCAUAUUCAGGACAGAGGCUAAAAGAUUAUAAAUAAAGCUCUAGUUUUUUUUAAUGUAUGUUGUCUUUUAACAUCAUUGGAUGCCCCCUUGUUUUGCCACUAUGAAAUGGGGUAAACAGGAAUCCCCACUCUGUCACUCUGAGAGCAGAAGGCGGGGGCCCGCAAGGGUUCUAAAAAUUAAUACUUACCACUCCAGGCUUGUAUUAAACUCCCAUAGUUACAGCUUUUCUCUUGGCUUGGUAAAUGCUGCCACCACCCAAAUGCAAAAAAAAACAAAACAACCCUUUGAACCCAGGAAGGAGCACUUGGGAAUUCCUCCCUGUGGGGUACCCUCAAGGGGAAGAGCUGAGAAAUAAAACAAAGGAAAUUAGCUGUGGCUAUCAGCUAAUCAAACAACAUGCACAAACCUCGUAGGACACCAAAAAAUCCAGUCCUGUUCUUAAUAAAGGUAAAUUUUAUU
Chelonia mydas (Green sea turtle) is the source of this 7266-nucleotide messenger RNA. It is a transcript of the gene FRRS1L, whose product is annotated as ferric chelate reductase 1 like. Bases 196 to 1053 code for a protein of 285 amino acids. Lineage: Eukaryota; Metazoa; Chordata; Testudines; Cheloniidae. Gene Ontology annotation, biological process: regulation of glutamate receptor signaling pathway. The record is from RefSeq and is a predicted model, not a curated record. The transcript is spliced from 5 exons.